AUGCCGUCCGCAACAGUCCCACUACCUGCCAACGCGGCAUUGAUCGUCGUUGACGUCCAGCUAGCGUUCGAAGAUCAAACGUACUGGGGCCGGCGGUCCACGCAGUCCGCCGACACGAAUGUCGCCCUCCUCCUUGACACGUGGGAGCACACCUCACGACCCAUAAUCUACGUCCAGCAUGAAUCGUCUUCGCCCCAAUCACUGUUCCACCAAUCCAACCCGGGGCGUGCGUUCAAGCCGUUCCUCAUGAACCGAAACACGACGACACCGGCUCUACAUGUGCACAAGGGCGUCAACUCGUCGUUCCACGGCACACCAGACAUGGCCGCGUGGUUGCGUAGCCACGGGAUUAACGACGUGGUUGUUUGUGGAAUCACGACCAACCACUGCUGCGAGACCACGGCCCGUGUCGGCGGCAACCUCGGAUUCAACGUGUGGUUCGUGCUGGAUGCAACGCACGCAUUCGACCAAACGACGCCCGACGGCGAGGUGGUGCCCGCUGACACGAUUAUCAAAGUUACAGCGGCCAACCUCCACGGCGAGUUUGCGACUGUUGUCAAGGCUGCGGACGUGGCCAAGGCCGCCACGGGAGGAGGGCUGUUGCUCAAGGUGGUGUAA
Molecule: messenger RNA, 618 nt
Organism: Apiotrichum porosum
Lineage: Eukaryota; Fungi; Basidiomycota; Tremellomycetes; Trichosporonales; Trichosporonaceae
Exons: 1
Coding region: 1-618 (205 amino acids)
Source: RefSeq, a predicted model, not a curated record